AAUUCAACACACUUAAAACAGAUUCUAAUCUUCACAUACACACUUAACCAAAACAAAACAAAUAGUAUUUAACCAAAAAAAAAAAAAACAAACCAGUUAACUGAAUCUGAAACAAAACAAAUAUAAACGUAUAUUGGCAGGGUUGAAUCUCUGUUAUUGGAAAGGGUUGAAUCUCUGUUAUUGGGUAGGGCUGUGGCGUUUAAUGGAAUUCCAGUUUCAUACCAGGAAAAAAAGAAAAAAAAACUAAUCCAACUUUAUGCAUUCGUGACUGAAAACACCCAAAAUAGACAACUAGAUAAUAGAACCUCCACAUCAAACACAAUCGAACCCAAUUGAAGGGGAUGAAGAUCUGCGACUUUGAAGUUGAAGGGGAAAAUAGAGAAAGAUCGGGAGGGAGAGAGAGCCAAGGAUAGAGAACUAGAGAGAGAAAGAGUGAGAACCAGAGAACUUGGGAGGGAGAUAGAGAAACGGAGAGAAAAAGAGAGAUGUGAAUUGGGUGGGUUUUGGAGACACAGGAAAAGAGGAGGUGCGGGACCUCCUACAGUUACCCGCCCCCAAAUUUCAAACCCUAGCCUCCUCAAUCUGGAACCCAGUCGACAACAUAAACGAAGAAGACGAAGUUUUGCCAACAACGAAAAAACGAAGACGAAGUGAAAAUGGUUUUUGGGCAAGUGGUGAUUGGUCCACCUGGGUCAGGGAAGACCACCUACUGCAAUGGCAUGUCUCAGUUUCUCCAACUCAUUGGAAGAAAAGUUGCUGUUAUCAAUUUGGAUCCUGCCAACGAUGCAUUGCCAUAUGAAUGUGCUGUGAACAUAGAGGAUCUUAUAAAACUAAGUGAUGUGAUGGUGGAGCACGGUCUUGGUCCAAACGGAGGUCUUGUAUAUUGCAUGGAUUAUCUAGAGAAGAAUAUUGACUGGUUGGAGGCGAAGUUGAAACCUCUUGUAAAAGAUCACUACUUCCUCUUUGAUUUACCUGGCCAAGUCGAACUAUUCUUUCUUCACUCCAGCGCCAAGAAUGUUAUCAUGAAACUCGUAAAGAAGUUAAACCUCAGGUUGACUGCAGUUCAUUUGGUUGAUGCCCACCUUUGCAGUGACCCUGGGAAGUAUGUUAGUGCAUUGCUUCUCUCUUUAUCAACCAUGCUUCAUAUGGAACUCCCACACAUAAAUGUCUUGUCUAAGAUUGAUUUAAUAGAGAGUUAUGGAAAGCUAGCUUUCAACCUUGAUUUUUAUACAGAUGUAGAGAAUCUAUCUUAUCUUCAAUACAGUCUUGAUCAGGAUCCUCGCUCGGCUAAGUACAGAAAGCUCACUAAGGAGAUUUGUGAUGUAGUAGAAGAUUACAGUCUUGUCAAUUUUACAACUUUAGAUAUUCAGGAUAAAGAGAGUGUGGGGAAUCUAGUUAAACUGAUAGACAAGAGCAAUGGAUACAUUUUUGCUGGCAUAGAAGCGAGUGCAGCAGAGUUCAGCAAGAUUGCAGUUGGUCCAGUUGAUUGGGAUUAUUACAGAGUUGCAGCGGUGCAAGAGAAGUACAUGAAGGAUGACGAAAAUUUUGAUGAUGAUGAACACUCUGGAGAUUGACAAUCUUCAUUUUGUGAGAAAAUGAUUCUGGUGAGCAUUGUAUUGUUCCCCCGUUCUGCCUCAUGAUUAACAGUGAGGCACCUCUCAAGGUGGCAGAUGCUUUGUGUUGACGAAAUUAGGCAACUCGCUCUUGCGUGGCUAUUUUUGUAUGAUAUAUGCAUUUCUCUUAGUCAUGCCAUGUUUAUUCAUGUGAAAAUGCAACUUACAUAGAACUAAUUAAUUUACUAGGCAUUGAGCAAUAUGAUUAUAUUGGUUUUAUAACAACAAAACUGUGGUUUUAUGGGGGCUGGGAUUGAAUUAUGCACUGCCAAUGAUUAUGCUGAUGAUCUGAUUAAGAAUUUAUUAACUUCUGCUCACUCUCUAUCCGUACAUAGUAGUGAGUUGAUAACAAAGUUUCCUUCAUGUAAAAGUGUGCGUACACACGCACACAGGAAAUCUGCUUUGUUGAAGAAGAUGCCUUUGAACUUCUAGAUGUUAUAGACUUCUAGAAAAUAAGGGGCUGUUUGGUAUUGGAUUUGAAUCCAAUUUUAUAAACUCAAAAACAGAUUUUAAGUUAAAAAUAAAAAAAAACUCGUUUGGUAGACCCAUUUUUAAAAACAAGAACCCAAAAUAAACUCAAAAACACCAACAAAUUAGAAAACAGAAAAAGUCUCUUUUUUUCGAAUUUUUUUUUCUACUCGUCUCAUCGCUCGAGCGAUGCUUGCUCUGAGCUCCUUCUGCUCGAGCUCAAGCUUCAAGCCUCCAUAGCAGAAGCUUGAAGCUCUCUUGCUCCCUCUCUUUCUCCAUCUCUCUCUUCGUCGCUCUCUCUCAUCAGUAACUUUUAGGGCUGGGCAUCUGAGCACGGCCCUCGCCGCCUCCUCUGCGAUUCCAUCAGUUGAAGUCUCGACGUCACACGCCACCGAACAGGCGCACACCAUUGGCUUGUCAUGAGCUGGAGUUGCUCAUCUCCGAUCUCUACAAUCGGUUAUGAUGGUGUCUGAAGUGACAUUAUUGGGGCCCUAAUGGAAUUUUACACAAUUUGCAUGAUCUUGAUGUGGUAGAUGAAGAAA
Messenger RNA from Prunus avium (sweet cherry), 2623 nucleotides. The record is from RefSeq and is a predicted model, not a curated record. NCBI's taxonomy places the organism in Eukaryota, Viridiplantae, Streptophyta, Magnoliopsida, Rosales, Rosaceae.